AUGGCCAAAUCAUUAAGAUCGAAAUCCAAAUUACAAGCCAAAUCUAUUAAAAGAAAAGGAGAAUUUAGUAAAUAUGAUGAAGGUAGAAGUAAAAGAAUAGCGAAUAGGUUAGCUGAAGAGACCAAGAAACAAGAAGAAGCCAAAAAGCAACAAGAACAAACCCAAACUGGAACAGAAACUAUGGAUAUAGAGGAUGAUAAAGAUAAAAAAGUGAGUACUUCAGGUUGGAGAGAUUCUCGAUCUCAAGCAUAUAAACAAAGAAAACUCAAGAAUAAGAAUAAGAAAAAGACCCUUAAAUUUUAA
Candida dubliniensis CD36 is the source of this 303-nucleotide messenger RNA. RefSeq lists its product as uncharacterized. The transcript has a single exon. The record is from RefSeq and is a predicted model, not a curated record. Lineage: Eukaryota; Fungi; Ascomycota; Pichiomycetes; Serinales; Debaryomycetaceae. Bases 1 to 303 code for a protein of 100 amino acids. Gene Ontology annotation, cellular component: preribosome, large subunit precursor.